AUGUCCGCAAUACCAGUAAUUCUCUGCGGAAAAACCGCACAAAUAGCAGCAGGUGUGACCGCAGGCCUAAAACCAGAAUUUAAUGUGAUAUCAACACUCCUCUCCCUCCCCUCCGCAAAAUCCACCAUACCGAGUCUUCUACAGACCACACCCGCCAAAGCGGUGGUGUGCGGAGGAGGUUAUUGUGCUGAGGACGUAGGUGAGAUGAUUAAAGCUUGUGAGGCGGGGGAGGGUGUGAGGGGGGUGGGAUGGUAUCGGGUGGAUUCGACGAUUCCGAGUCCGCCUUUGGGACCUGCUUAUGGCAAAGCCGUAGUCGACCGGUUCAAAGCUAGGUUUGUCGAGGUAGAGGAAAAGAAGGAGAAAGUUGGGGAUGGGCAUGAGACUUUCUUGUUUUGA
Messenger RNA from Glarea lozoyensis ATCC 20868, 396 nucleotides. RefSeq lists its product as uncharacterized. The record is from RefSeq and is a predicted model, not a curated record. Bases 1 to 396 code for a protein of 131 amino acids. The transcript has 4 exons. Lineage: Eukaryota; Fungi; Ascomycota; Leotiomycetes; Helotiales; Helotiaceae.